Molecule: messenger RNA, 2766 nt
Organism: Cryptococcus wingfieldii CBS 7118
Lineage: Eukaryota; Fungi; Basidiomycota; Tremellomycetes; Tremellales; Cryptococcaceae
Product: coatomer subunit gamma
Exons: 8
Coding region: 1-2766 (921 amino acids)
Biological process (GO): protein secretion; endoplasmic reticulum to Golgi vesicle-mediated transport; intracellular protein transport
Cellular component (GO): endoplasmic reticulum; Golgi membrane; COPI vesicle coat
Molecular function (GO): structural molecule activity
Source: RefSeq, a predicted model, not a curated record
AUGUCGUUCAAGAAGGACGAGGACGCCGGCAUGUCGUUCUAUCAUGACAAGACUACUGUCAUCCAGGAAGCUCGAGUGUUCAACGAAUCUCCCAUCUCCCCCCGCAAAUGCAGAGCGCUCCUUACGCGCAUCGUGUAUCUGCUGUACAUCGGAGAGACAUUCUCCACCCAAGAGGCCACGACGUUGUUCUUUGGCGUCACAAAGCUGUUCCAGCACAAGGAUAGUGCGUUGCGACAGAUGGUCUAUCUGGUGAUCAAGGAGCUGUCAAAGAUUGCUGAGGAUGUCAUCAUGGUCACCUCUUCCAUCAUGAAGGACAUGCAGCCCAAUCUCGAGGUGGUGUAUCGACCCAACGCCAUCCGAGCUUUGGCCCGAAUCAUCGACGCUCAAUCGGUCCAAUCGGUCGAACGAUUCUUCAAGUCUGCCCUCGUCGAUCGAUCCUCCUCCAUAUCAUCCGCAUCCCUUGUAUCAUCCUACCACCUGUUCCCUCUGUCGCCCACCAUCAUCAAGCGAUGGGCAAACGAAGCCCAAGAAGCUGUCAAUGCCAAAGCCGUGUCUUCCUACUCUGGUGCCUCUGCCUACUUUGCCGGCGGCAGCAGUUCCAACAGUGGAUACCAGGCUGUGGCAAGCUCCAGCUACAUCAUGCAGUACCACGCCUUGGGCCUGUUAUACUUGAUGAGGGAGAAGGACAGGAUGGCCAUCACCAAGAUGGUGCAGCAGCUCGGCGCCAGUGGGAAGGGGAGCUCUAUUGUGCGGAACCCAAUGGCGGUGUGUAUGUUGAUCAGAUUCGCGAGGAAGGUCAUGGACGAGGAUGCAAACGUCCGCAAGCAGAUGCACGAGUACCUCGAGACGUUGCUUCGACACAAGUCCGAGAUGGUCAAUAUCGAGGCUGCUCGAGCUAUUGCUGAGAUGCGAGACGUUCAGACUGGUGAUCUCUACAAGACUAUCGCUGUCUUGCAACUCUUCUUGAGCUCUCCCAAGCCUGUCAUCAAGUUUGCUGCUGUCAAGACUCUGAGCAAGCUUGCACAGACGCAUCCUCAAGCUGUGUCUGCAGUCAACGUGGAGAUGGAGAACUUGAUCACCGACUCCAACAGGAGUGUCGCUACUUAUGCCAUCACUACUUUGCUCAAGACCGGAAACGAAGCUUCUGUCGACAGACUCAUGAAGCAAAUUUCCUCAUUCAUGGCCGACAUUACCGAUGAGUUCAAGAUCAUCGUCGUCGAUGCUAUUCGAUCCCUUUGUAUCAAAUUCCCCUCCAAGCAGGCCGUCAUGCUGUCUUUCCUUUCCGGGGUGCUUCGUGACGAGGGCGGUUAUGAUUUCAAAUACGCGGUCGUGGACGCCAUCUUUGACAUGAUCAAAUACAUUGGGGACUCUCGCGAUACCGCUCUUGCCCAUCUCUGUGAAUUCAUUGAGGAUUGUGAAUUCACCAAGCUUUCUGUCCGAAUCCUCCAUCUCCUCGGUAUCGAGGGGCCCAAGACCUCCAACCCUACGAAAUUCAUCCGUUACAUCUACAAUCGAGUCGUGCUCGAAAAUGCCGUGGUCCGAGCUGCUGCUGUUAGCAGUCUGGCCAAGUUUGGUGUCUGCGUCAACGACCCCAAUGUGAUGAAGAGCGUCAAUGUACUCAUGAGGAGGUGUUUGGAUGAUGUAGACGAUGAAGUCAGGGAUAGAGCGGCAAUGUACAUCAAGGUGCUAGAGGAGAAGUCCCUGGCGGAUGUCCUUGUCAAGGACGAAGCGCAGUUCUCUCUCGCUACCCUCGAAGAGCAACUUGUCAGCUACGUUCAAGACGAGGGGGCUCACUCUGCUGCCUUUGACAUUAGCUCCGUGCCGAAAGUCAGCAGAGAGCAGGCACAGGCCGAGGUUGCUCAAUCCCGACCCUCUGCCUUGGACAUUGCUGGACCUUCUUCCGCUGUCGUUGCCGAGCCAACUCCGACCCCUUCAGCUGCUGAGGCUCAAUCAUCAUAUGCUGCCCAGCUCGCGGCCAUCCCCGAGCUACAAUCCUACGGCCCCGUGCUCAAGUCCUCCGCCAGACCUGUUGAGCUCACUGAAAGCGAAACAGAGUACGUCGUCAGUGCUGUCAAGCACAUCUUCAAGGAGCACAUUGUAUUCCAAUUCAACGUGUCCAAUACCAUCCCCGAUACUGUCCUCGAGCAGGUUGCUGUCAUCACCCAGCCCAGCCCGGAUUCUGGUCUGGUAGAAGACUUUAUUAUUCCGAUCGAGAGCCUUACCAGCGCGAGUGGGUCAGGUCAAGUAUACGUCAGCUUUACCCGGGAGCAACCGGAGGAGUACGCCGUUGGCACGUUCGAAUGCGGCCUCAAGUUUGUCAGUAAGGAGGUCGAUCCCACCAGCGGGCAACCGGAGGAAGAAGGUUAUGACGAUGAGUACCAGGUGGAGGAGCUGGACCUUGGAGCUGCCGAUUACAUCACCCCUACAUACGUCACAUUCGCUUCCGAAUGGGACAAGCUUGCCCCUUCCCCAUCCCUUGUAGAGACAUUUGCGCUCUCGUCGUCUGAGUCUCUCAAAGAAGCUUGCAACUCUCUCGUUGAGGUUCUUGGUAUGCUUCCCUUGGGCGGCUCAGAAACACCAACGUCAGCCUCGGUACAUACCCUCCAGUUGGCCGGUCUGGUCGUACCCUCGAAUGGGGCUGAAGGGAGCAGCAAGGUGCUGGCGAGAUGCAGAAUGACGUUCGCGGCGGGUGAAGGGGUCACGCUCGAGUUGGGCGUCAGGGCUGAGAAUGAGGAGGCGGCGAAGCUGGUUAUGGCUGCCAUCUAA